This is a messenger RNA of Manihot esculenta (cassava), 1660 nucleotides long. RefSeq names its product serine carboxypeptidase-like 17. The record is from RefSeq and is a predicted model, not a curated record. Gene Ontology annotation, biological process: secondary metabolic process; proteolysis. Lineage: Eukaryota; Viridiplantae; Streptophyta; Magnoliopsida; Malpighiales; Euphorbiaceae. The transcript has 14 exons. Gene Ontology annotation, molecular function: serine-type carboxypeptidase activity; acyltransferase activity, transferring groups other than amino-acyl groups. The coding region runs from base 24 to 1457 and encodes 477 amino acids.
UAUGGUUACCGCUUUUCUAUUUUAUGUUAUCAUUUAUCAGAGAAAGUGGAAGACCAAAAUCAAUGGAGAAUUUGUGGAUUCUUGCCGUUCUCUUAUUUCAUUUUGGUUUAGGGCUCGCAGCCUCUCACUCCACUGUUAACUAUCUUCCAGGGUUUCGAGGGCCACUUCCCUUUGAACUUCAAACUGGAUAUGUUGGUGUUGAUAAAUCAGAGGACGUACAGCUUUUCUACUAUUUCAUCAAGUCAGAGGGGAAUCCUAAAGAAGACCCUCUCUUGCUUUGGCUCACCGGCGGCCCUGGUUGCUCUGGCUUAUCUUGUCUUCUUUUUGAAAUUGGUCCUGUCGCGGUUGAGGUGGUGGAGUACAACGGAAGCCUUCCUACAUUAACCCUGAAUACACACUCAUGGACACAAGUGGCGAGCAUAAUAUUUAUAGAUAUGCCUGUCGGCACUGGAUUUUCCUAUGCGAGAACUCAACUUGCUUCUCAUUCAUCUGACUUGAUGCAAGUUCGCCAAGCAAUCGAAUUUCUAAGAAAGUGGCUAAGGGAUCAUCCAGAAUUCAUUUCAAACCCAAUCUAUAUAUCAGGGGAUUCCUACUCAGGGAAGACCAUUCCAGCUAUAACUCAACAGAUCUCAGAAGAGAAUGAAAAGGGUAUGGAGCCACUGGUAAAUCUGAAGGGAUAUAUAAUUGGGAACGGUGUUACAGAUUCGAGUUUUGAUUCGAACUCAAAAAUCCCAUAUGCUCAUGGAAUGAGUCUUAUUUCUGAAGAACUCUAUGAGUCAUUGAAGAGAAGUUGUGGAGAAGAAUAUGUAGAUAUAGACCCUAGCAAUACUGAGUGCUUGAAGCAUAUGCAGGAAUUUAACGAGGAUCUUUCUGGGAUUUUUCCUAAUCACAUUUUGGAACCCAUUUGUGCUUUUGCGUCCCCAAAGCCAUUUGAGUUAUUUGAAAAAACAAGAUCAAGAUCUUUCGGUGACAACUCUAAAGACAUCCUUCAAAUCGACCCAUUUCCUACCAUUGGCUGUCGUAGUUAUGGAUAUCUACUUUCUUAUAUUUGGGUCAACGACAAGAGUGUUCGCGAAGCACUUCAUAUAAGAGAGGGAACUGUAAAGCAUUGGCUGCGAUGCAACUACGGAAUAUCUUAUACAAAUGAUAUGCCAAGCAGUAUCAAGUAUCAUUUAUACCUUAGCAAGAAAGGCUACCGCUCAUUAAUCUAUAGUGGCGAUCAUGACAUGAUUGUGCCAUUCUUGGGAACUCAAGGAUGGAUAAGAUCUCUAAACUAUUCAAUUGUCAACGACUGGCGACCAUGGCUUGUUGAAGGCCAAAUUGCAGGGUACACGAGGACUUACUCGAAUCGGAUGACAUUUGCAACCGUAAAGAAUGGUGGGCAUACAGCUCCAGAAUACAAGCCUGCAGAAUGCAUUGCCAUGCUCAAAAGGUGGAUAAGUGAGAAGCCUUUGUAACCACGUCGCUUAUACAGAAAAUGGUCCUUGCCUAAGCUUCCAUGUCUUGUAAGAAAAAAAAAAAAAGAGAAUGGCGACCACUUAACUGUAUUCGUAUAUCUUCAAGGCAAUGCAAGAAUGGUAAGCCCUUUCUUGCAUAGGUUUCAACCUCAACUUAAAAUGAUGUGAGGACUAGUUAAUCUAUAAAGCAAUGAAUUGCCCAA